Molecule: messenger RNA, 765 nt
Organism: Trichoderma gamsii
Lineage: Eukaryota; Fungi; Ascomycota; Sordariomycetes; Hypocreales; Hypocreaceae
Exons: 1
Coding region: 1-765 (254 amino acids)
Molecular function (GO): protein binding
Source: RefSeq, a predicted model, not a curated record
AUGCUGCGUUUGCCAAACGAACUUCUCCUAGCUAUUGCUUCGCAGCUGGAGUCGGAGAGAGACAUCAACGCGCUGGCUCAAACGAACCGGCGAUUUCUUUCUACCCUUGACCCAUUCUUGUAUCGCCGGAAUAUCCAGCAGUUUAACAACUCAGCACUGACGUGGUCUGCUCUCUGCGGCCGAGAACGAACAGUCAAAAAAGCGCUUGACUACAUGUACGGUGCUUUGGGAAUUAGCGGGGCGUUGGUAGCAGCUGAAGGCGGACUCGAUGGAGUAACAAGGCUUUUGCUCUCUUCUUACAAGCCUGAUGAAGAUGCAGAAACUGAACACGUGCACCAAGCCCUGUUCUUGGCCAUAACCAUGGGUUUUGCAUCUAUUGUCAAGCUUCUGUUAGACUCGGGGAAGAUUGAGCCUGGUUGGAGGGAGAGUGAUGGCCAAACGGCGCUAUGCUACGCCGCAUUAUGGAAUGACGCGUCAAUUGUCAAGCUGCUACUUGACGCGGGUGAGGUUGAAGUUGACUCCAAGGAUAAUUAUGGACGAACACCGCUAUCGUAUGCCGUAAUGUCGGGAUCUUAUUCAAUUGUCGAGCUGCUACUGGAUUCGGGGAAAUUCGCAAUCGAGUCGAAGGAUAACGAGGGCAGAACACCGCUAUCAGAGGCUAUCUCUAGGGGCGAUGCAUCUAUUAUCCGGUUGCUCUUUGACUAUCUGGACCCCAAGGCCGAAUCGCAGUCGUUAUUGGACGCGCCGCCAAGUAACACUGAAUAA